Messenger RNA from Epinephelus lanceolatus (giant grouper), 2129 nucleotides. The record is from RefSeq and is a predicted model, not a curated record. NCBI's taxonomy places the organism in Eukaryota, Metazoa, Chordata, Actinopteri, Perciformes, Serranidae.
UCGAAACGCCAUGGGAACCCCCACAUAACCCACUAUGAAAGCGUUUGGAAAUGAGCUGGUUCACCGAUCAUACACUUUUUUUCUUCAUUUAACCAGCAUAGUCUUCAUUUAUUUACGACAAUGCCUUCAAUCCAAAGCUUCACGAUGACCUAUGACGCACUGAAUGAGGAGGGGACGUUCUCGGAGGGAGACACUAUUACAGGGAAAAUAACACUGGUCCUAUUUAAGGCCACCACUGUUGAGAGCCUGUUUGUUAAAGCGAAAGGAGACGCUGACGUGCGUUGGACGAAAAAGAGCGGCGAUCACACCAGGACGUACUCUUCACACAGGAGAUACUUUAAACUGAAGCAGUUUCUAAUCCCAGAGGACUCUCAGGAGACUGUGGUUCCCAGAGGAACCCAUGUCUAUAACUUUGUCUUCAACAUACCACAAGGAAACAUGCCAUCAUCCUUCAAGGGGACUCAUGGAAAGAUUGUCUACAAGCUGGAAGCCAAACUGUCCAGGAGUUGGAAGAUGGACCGCACUGUAGAAAAGGACAUCCGUUUUGUCUCCAAGUCCUUUCCAAACCUUCCUGCUCUAAUGUCACGUCAAGUUGGUUCAAAGAAGAAGGAGUUGGGGCUUUUCUCAAGUGGAUAUGCUAUCAUGGAUGUCAUCGUUGACAAGAAGGCCUAUGCUCCAGGUGAAACAAUGGUGAUUGUUGCAAAGAUCAACAAUUCCUCAUCCACUGAGAUGACACCCAAAUUCAGAUUAGGCCAGGAUGUGGUGUACCGUGCCAACGGCAGUACCAAACAUGAGGGCAACGUUAUCCACAAACUGGCUGACCAACUUAUUCCAUCUCGAACACAAAAGGAUAUCAGGUGUACAGUGAAGAUUCCUGGUGAUCUGAUGCCAUCAAUCCAGAAUUGUGAAAGUAUCUCAGUGGAGUACCAUUUAAAGGUAUAUCUGGACAUCAGCUUUGCUUUUGAUCCAGAGAUCAUUUUCCCAUUGGUCAUUAUUCCAAAAGACCUCGCUCCUGGCCCUCAGCCUCAUGAGGCUGCAGGUCCAUAUCCCGCUGGGGCUGUUGGGGGUCCGAGCUACAGCGACUUCCCUCCUUCUGCAGUGUCCAUGGGUCCUUAUCCGACAUCCCCACACUCAGGGAGUUAUAGAAACCCAAGAGCCCAAAGGAAUUCAACACCACCACCUGUGUACCCAGGUAACCCACCUGUGUAUGCUGGUUCACCAAGCAUGUAUCCUGCUCAUCCAACAUACAUGAGUGGGGGCUACAAUAACCCAGUGCGACAGCGGCCUUCUCCAUAUGGAUCUCCAUUUUCAUCUCCUGUACUUCACCCUCCACCCACUGCCCCAGCAUUCCAACCACCCCCAUCUGCCCCACCAUUUCAACCACCCCCAUCUGCCCCACAUCUCCACCCAUUCCCUCCUCCUCCACCCUUCCAGAUAUCCCCAACUGCUCCUACAUACAACCCGCUGCCUUCUGCACCAAUGAUGAACACAGAUUUCCUGUCUCAAUCGGAUGAAGCUCCUCCAGCAUAUUCGCUCCUUUUCCCAUCUUCUGCUCCUGACGAACCUGAUGCAAAAUAAUAGAAUGUACUUAUGUGAAUGACUGAAUGAGUUUGUUAAUUAUUAAGUAAAAUACUAAUAUUGAGUUAAAAUGUGAACUCUGAUUAACUAAAUCAUAUCUUUAAUACUUCAUUCACUAAUACUUUAAUGCAGUAAUUGUUGUGUGCAUGUGAACAAUUGUAUACAAAAUGGGACUCUUUCAGUGUGUGAAUGUUUUCAGGUCAGUUCAGGUUGAUAAUUGGCUUCGUCCAGCUGCUCAAACCUCAGCCAUCAGGAUACACUGUGUAUUUCAUGUGCCUUGGUCAACUCAAGUGUCCUAGACUGAUCUUUUUUUCAGUGUUAUAGUUUAUAUAUAGUUUAGUUAAUGUUUGGACACUAGUUGAAAGAGACUGGACAACAUGUACUGUAUCAAGAAAAAAGGUUUUAUGUUCUGUUUUUUUUUUUGUUCUUUUAACUUUCUUUUAAUGCCAAAUACAUUUCAACUACGUCUUUCUAUUUUGUUACAAAAUUCUCAAACUGCCAGUGUCUUCUCUGACUUGGAGACUUGAAUAAAGAACUAUUAUGGAAAGGUU